This is a messenger RNA of Periophthalmus magnuspinnatus, 3437 nucleotides long. RefSeq names its product atonal bHLH transcription factor 7 (gene atoh7). The transcript has a single exon. Bases 2946 to 3392 code for a protein of 148 amino acids. NCBI's taxonomy places the organism in Eukaryota, Metazoa, Chordata, Actinopteri, Gobiiformes, Gobiidae. The record is from RefSeq and is a predicted model, not a curated record. Gene Ontology annotation, biological process: regulation of DNA-templated transcription; neural retina development. Gene Ontology annotation, molecular function: protein dimerization activity.
AGAGAUACUAUUUUCAGUUGGAGCAGCAAGAAGUUGACCUGCAGGUAUCAUAAACUCAUAUUAGCUUAAACUGAUGCCAAAUUCAAAACAAACAGAAAGUCUCAGAAGCCACUUAGCCUUCCUAAUCAGUCCAAUUAAAAGAGAGAGGGGAGAGAGAGAGCAAGAGAGAGAGAGUGAGAGAGAGCAAGAGAGAGAGAGAGAGAGAGAGAGAGAGAGAGAGAGAGCUGAAAUAGGCAGAAAGUUCCAUUCACCUACUGUGUCCUAAUUAUAGUGUGAGACUCAUUUGACCAGCUGCCACUUAACCUAGUGCACAGAACAACAAAUGCACAACUAGAGCUAAGAAAGAGAAGGUCAAGGCUAAAGGCUAAUUUGGCAAGAUCUAGUACCCAAACCUUAAUUAAAUGUGGCAAAGGAAUGCAAGUGCAGCUUCUGAACCCCUACAAUAACACCAAUAUGGUAAAAAAUUGCAUUUGAGCCAUUGCAUUAAAUAUUCAUUAUGAAGAUUAUUAUUUUAGUUUAAGUCUAUAAUGCAACUUUGACACAUCAAAGUGCAUAUAUUGGAUUAAUAUAAAACUGAUGUUCCCUUAAAUAUCCUUAAUAUCUUAAUCAGAUUUAAUAAGUCAAAUGAAAGAGAGAAAAGUUGAUACACUUUCUCUUUAUCCCAAACAUACGCUUUGAGCUCUAAUCUGCAUCUCUCCAUAAGGGAUGGCAUAAGUGGAUUUAACAGGACUAUAGCUGUGUCUGGGCAGACGGGUCUGCUGCUGUGACAUAUGGCUUUUGACAGAGGGUAUGGCACCCAAACAAACCAAUCACGUUAAACAUGUACAAAAACAUAGAGAAAGACACGUAUGGGCUGGGCCGUGUCUGCUACAAGGCCUGCAGACACGACAAGCAGCAGCUGGCCAACUACAUCUAUCUGUAAUCAAUGAACCAACUGGAAGAUGGGAUUAUAUGCCUAAUUGCACAGCAAACCAGUCCAUCCCAAAAUGACCAGACAGCAUCAGCUUGUGUCCAUGACCCACUACCAGAGUGGGGCAUUAUUCUCUGACAUUAAACAUUCAUAACCUGCUCUACAGCCAAGCUUGGAGUUUGUCAAUACAAAAUGACAGGAGCUACACACCCUCAAGACAAAGAAGAAAAUGAUAAUAGGAUAUACAUUUAUUGAUCAUGUAGCGGAACAAAAAAUGUUUGCAAAUAAAUAGAAAUUCAGUGAUAUGGAUCAGACAGUUUUUUGUGUGUGUUAUUGAAUUCAUUUUUCAACACAAAUGUCAAAUUUAAUGCACCUGUAUAUGCAUAUGUAUUUCAAUUUUUUUUUGGUAAAUAAGACAAAGACACAAGAGACCAGUGUAUUAUUAAAGAAACAGAUAAGCACGCCCAGCUCAAAAAGCACCUCCAACAAUUAUUUAAAAGUUUUAGGUUACAUCUGAGGCCACAUUUUGACAUUUGUUUUGUUGUGAGUUUAAUCUGGAUGAGGGUUUUUUAUUACUUUUAUUCUGGGUGUAGUUUUCUUUAAACAAAUCAAACUGGCAAGUAAAAUGCUAAUUGAUUAUUAAUAUUUAAAUCUUACAUUAACUGCUUGCAUUAUGCAGUGUAAUCCUAUUUCUGAAAUUAUUUUUGUAUUAUUAUUGUAUUAUGCAUUUAUAUAUGAUGUAUCAACACAGUAAUAGAAUCUUAUGCUGUUAUCAUAAGAAGUAUUUAUUUUGUAUUUAUUGUGAUUAUUAAAGUAGAAAUAUAUGUAUACAAAAUAGGAAGAGAAUAGGUGUCAGAUGAAACAUCUCCUGAAUCAUAGAAUCGGUUGUCAGCAGAUGGAAAGAACAGACAGACAAACUACUCUGUCCCUCUCAUUUCUCUCGGACCACUUCACAAAUCAAUUAUUCAUUUAAUGUGUGAAGCCAUAGAGAUUAUUAAUGCACACCAAAAAGAUGUACACAGAUAUUUCAUUAAAUGUAAGGCCUCUUACAAAUAUAUAUUUUAUCUAUCAACUCACUGUGCAUCAACUGUCAGUUGAAUUGAAGUCUAAUCUGGACACCAUCUUGAUCCAUAUUGUAGUUUUAUAAUCCCCUGAAGUGCAGUGAAAAAUCCCUCAGGUUACAGACCGCACUUACACUUCUGUAGCCUCAGGCUAAUCUCAGAUUAUGGUUAUUAUCACGAUAAGAACUUUUAGCUGCAGUGAAAGCACAUGUAGGAUAUUAUGUAAUUGUUCUAAUCUUUGUUUCAUAAAUAUGUUUUAACAAUAAUUAAAAUCUAGUAUUUUAUUUUCCAACAUAAUAUAUAAUAACCAAAUGAAUACAUGAGGAUUGCAUCUGGAUUAAAUCAUAUUCUUCUUUUAUCAUAAAAAUUAUAGAGAAAAGGUGAAUAAAUGCAAUUUUUUGUAAUUUUAAAUGUUAAAGAAAGCCAAAGUAUAUUUACAACAAACACAACUAUGAUACAUCUAGCAACAUUUACUGGUUAAUACAAAAUUUAGUUGAAUUUUUUUAGGUCAACAAACUGUCUAUAAAACAAGUCAAAGCAUAUUUGUUUUGCCCAGCCCGCAGCAUCAUCAGCUGUGGAGCUGUGGACCAGAUGGUAUCUGGUGUUGCUCGAGUCACAUGGCUCUGAGUGAAGCUCAGAGUUAAUUGGAAUUUCAUUAAGGUUGUGUUUGUGAGUGACGGUGCUAAAGUGGGAGGAUGUUUAUGAGUCGAUAAGAGGCUGGUUCUGAGGGGGACCCCACCUGCUGCCACCUGUUCGUCUAUUGCCCUCUAUAAAAGAGCCUCACCCUCUGAGCCAACCACACAGCUCCUCUCACAGCUCCUCACACAGGCUGCUACUGGACUGGCUCCACGGUUCAGACUUGGAGCUUCAUUUGGAUUUACAACUGUUGGAGUUUGUACUGCAACAGUCCGUAAGACACUUAAACAAGAAGACUCUGUACAUUGCUUUUGGACUUAUAAUUUUUCUCUUUAAAUAUGAAGUCUCGCCGUUCCAGCUGCACUGACUCUGGAUCUGAAAGCUCUGAGCCCGACUCCAAAAGUCCACAGAAGUUUGAGAUAGCCACCAGGAGGCGGAUGGCUGCCAACGCCAGAGAGAGGAAGAGGAUGGAGGGUCUGAACACUGCGUUUGACCGUCUCCGUAAAGUGGUGCCACAGUGGGGUCAGGACAAGAAACUGUCCAAAUAUGAGACGCUGCAGAUGGCUCUGAGCUACAUCAUGGCUCUGAACCGGAUCCUGACAGACGCUCAUAGGCACAGUGAUCCUCACAGUGCUCCUCACAGCAUUUCUCACAGCCAGUGGAUGGACUCAUUUGACUGCGUGCAGCCAGAGAACUACUGUCUCAUGGGCUAUGACACGGUCCCAGGACAGGACUAUAUCCACUCCUCAUUCUACCACCUGGAUGGGCAUCAGAUGCAUGCUUAAACAAGCCCUGCUUUUAGGCACUAAACAGUCAUGUUGUUGGAUGUU